Penicillium subrubescens is the source of this 726-nucleotide messenger RNA. RefSeq lists its product as uncharacterized. The transcript is spliced from 2 exons. NCBI's taxonomy places the organism in Eukaryota, Fungi, Ascomycota, Eurotiomycetes, Eurotiales, Aspergillaceae. Bases 1 to 726 code for a protein of 241 amino acids. The record is from RefSeq and is a predicted model, not a curated record.
AUGGCCACCGAGGGCUUUCCAGAAAAGAACGCUCCCCCAGCACCAGCUGCUGUCGCGCCAGCGCCUCCGAAAAUCAGCGAGCCCCCUCAGCCAAUUCACAAUGUGUUGAACACUUGUCAGACGGAUACCGAGUCUGUUGAAGCCGAGAAAGCCCAUCUCGGCACUGGGAUCGAGCUCCCGGAAGCUCCCAAGCCCGUGCAGAGCACGCAUGGUCCCAAUGGCCCGACCUCAAAUCACCCGCUAGGCCGCUCCGUUGCAGCUUCUGAGCCCGAAGUCACGGUAGUAGGUCAUCAAGCCCCAGAGCCCGCAACGGUAGUCCCACCGCCUGUCACAGAAGCGCCAAAGCCUGCCGAGGAACCCACUCAGCCCGCGGAGGAAGCUCCAAAGCCAACCACGCAAGAGCCACAAAUUGGUGAGAAGCGUGACCUUGAUUCUAUGGUGACUCAAGCGCCUGCUGAAGGAAAGCCACCUGCACCUGAGCCUACCGCUGAGAAGGUUGAUGGGCCUGAGAGCAAGAAGCAAAAGACAGAACAGGAGCCCACCAAGGACACCAAUGGUACUGCACCUGCUCCAACCAGCACAACUACAGCUCCUGCAGCUGCGGCCCCCGAGGAACCAAAGAAGGCUGUCCCCUCCAAGAAGGAGAAGAUCAAAGAGGCUGUGAAGAAGAUCAUCCCGACCGAUGGACCCGGCAGUCGCACUCGUAGCCGCACCAAGGAUACCUAA